Molecule: messenger RNA, 2182 nt
Organism: Haliotis rufescens (red abalone)
Lineage: Eukaryota; Metazoa; Mollusca; Gastropoda; Lepetellida; Haliotidae
Exons: 3
Coding region: 32-2182 (716 amino acids)
Source: RefSeq, a predicted model, not a curated record
UCUGCCAACAAGACGUGUUCUCGCGUAUCGCAUGAUGAAGAUUGAAAUAGUCGAAAUCAACACACCGCCUUCACUCCAGUUUUGGAGUGGGCCUCCAGAAAGUUCGUUUGUCGCCUUUUACGAUGGUAUCGUAUCCAACGCAGUAAUAUUCUUACCAGGAGUCGUAGACAUGAAGACCUCAGGCGCUCGGAGUAAGUCAGAACUCGUGGAAAAGGAAAGUCCCCAUGUCGCAUUUUACCAUGGGAGCGCAACCAGGGCCCCGGCGAUUUUGCCAGGUAUUCGACACCUGAAGCCUCAGCCAUUACGACAUGUGCAACUGGUCGGAUUCAUCAAUAUGGAAAGUCCACACAUGACAUAUAACGAAGAGAUCCUGUCCAUGGCACGUACAUUGGUGCUGGAUUAUAAAGACUUCCUGGCCGACCAACUCUCAAGUCUUCUGAACCUGGCUCUACUCAAGCGUGAACAAAGUCUAUCUACCUCCUACAACCAAGCGAUGUUAGCCACAUUGAAUCCGGGUGAGGUUGAAUCUCAAGUGACCCCUCCCUCCAACUCACGGUAUCUUACUGGACUCAAGAAAGGACUCCCCUUUGUCGCAUUUUACGACGGGAUCGCAGCCGCGGCAGUUAUAUUCUUACCAGGAGCUGUAGAGCAGAUAAAUACCUCGACCCCAAGAAACAGGGUAGCACCAUUUGUUGCGUUUUACGAUGGGAUGGUAGCUACUGCACAAAUAUUCUUACCAGGAGCUGUAGAACAAGCAUAUGCCUUGAUCUCAAGCCACGGAAACAAGGUAGGACUCAUGAGACACCCCGAUGUCGCAUUAUACAAAGGAAUCAGAGCCCUGGUACAUGCACUAAUGCCGGGUAACGUACAACAGCUGAAGCCUCAGCCAUUACGACAUGUGCAACUGGUCGGAUUCAUCAAUAUGGAAAGUCCACACAUCACAUACAACGAAGAGAUCCUGUCCAUGGCGCGUACAUUGGUGCUGGAUUAUAAUGACUUCCUGGAGGGCCAACUCUCAAGUCUUCUAAACCUGACUCUACUCAAGCGUGAACAAAGUCUGUCUACCGCCUACAACCAAGCGAUGUUAGCCACACUGGAUCCAGGUGAGGCUGAAUCUCAAGUGACACCUCCCUCAAACUCACGGUAUCUGGCGAGACUUCCAUUCAUCGCAUUUUACGAUGGGGUCGCAGCCACGGCAGUAGUAUUCUUGCCGGGUCAUUUGAAAACUAUGGAGUCUGCGCCAUCAACUCCAAGAUACGCAACUCGAAUGGAGACUGGACCAAGCCACGACAACGUUUAUAACUAUGGGAUCUUAACCAAAGCGCGAGUUUUUCUACCAUUUGCCCAGAAAGAGAGACCACCGGAAGUCGAGCCCUCAAACCCACGCCCACUAGUUCGACCCCAGUGGAGCCGGGUUGAAAAAUAUCGUCUGCUCAAAGACAAACUGGACGGACUUCCGCUGAGGUACAAGCCCCGCUCCACCAAGUACAUCACCUUCAAGGAGAAAGAAAUGGACACCCGGCGGCGUAUCCUCAACACCAUCCCCUCCCUGAAGCCUGUCCCCCCUGGCAGCUGCCUGGCCCGGAGUCCGCUCACACCCUGGUACUGGCUUGAGGACACCCACCCCGAAAUGGUCUCAGCCACCCUGAAGGACCUGGCCAGUCAACACAUGAAGUACUUCAGGGCAAGUCCCAGCAGGGCACCAGGUCAACAGGCAGGUCGAUCGCAGAUCCAGAUCAUGGAGGACCUGUACUGGGAGGAGCUGAGGACAAGGGGUGCACCGGGCACAACGGAGGAGAUGUACAGCAGACUUCGGCAGGAGAUGAGCUUCACCAGGAAACUCUGGAAUAGAUAUGACAUCAAGGAGACCAAUCUGCAGUCAGACCAGAAAGGCAAGUCAAUUUUCAACACCAAAACUGCCCUGCUAAACGACACAGCCUGUCUUAACACAAAUAACAACGGUUACACCAAAGAAGAAGGUGACUGUGAUCUGGACGCUGCCAAUUCUUCUGUCUUUGGGUCCAAGUCGGACCAGGUGUUUUCCAGGGGUCAGGAUCUUGCCAGAAAGAAGCCAAGGCACAGCUACCUGAACAAACGCCACUCCGAUGGCUUCAGGUCACUGCCACAGCAGGGACGCAAAGCUAGCACAAAGAGAAGGAGACAAAACAUUCACUCGGAUUAA